AACAGGGCCGUUUAUUUUGUUUAUUUGAUUUAUUUCAAUUUUCAAUAUUACUUUGUAUGUAGUACAUUCUUGCUCUUGGUGUUUUAAAAUGGAAUGUAAGACAUUCCAUAAAGGGAAGUACUAUAUUACCUUUAAACGAGGAUUCGAAGACAGUAAGAGAGAUGUCACUGUUACAAUCAUGAAGAUUUUCGGCAGUGAUAGCUUGCGAAUAUCUCUUUCCGACGAGGACGACCCUACUUUUUUAUGUAUUCUUAAUGUUUCGCGAUGCGACUACGAAGAUCUGAAGAAGCAGCAAGGCCUGUUGAUAGAUUUCGAUAAUUUCCCCUCGCAGCUUGUUAGGCUCCUACAACAAUGUGCAUCUAACAAUAUGUUCCUAAUCGUACAACAAACAAAUCCAAUUCAAUUUUAUUUUGAAAUUGUAGAGCACAAUGAGUUUAGGCGUUUGGUUCAUUUGUCACUGAAGACAGGGCCGGCUACAGAUGCAGACAUCAAACAUCAUAUGGCUGACACUAUCAAUAAUUUAAAGAAUACACUGGCAUCUUUUAAAAGUUCAGCAACCAGCAGCGAAGUGAUGUGGAAAGACAAGUGCAUCAAAAUGGAGCAGAGAAUUCAAGAGUUGACCAACAACUUGGCUGAACUGAAAGAUGAGAGGAGAAAGAGUGAGACUGAGUUUCAAGAAGCAUUGAAACAGGAGAGAGAAAGGACAGCACAGGAAAGACAACAAUGGCAAAAGAAUGCAGAAAUUAAUGCAAAAGCUCAGCUUGCAAGUUCAGAAGAAGCGUUGAACAGGAAAAACAGACAAAUUGAUGAGUUAAAUACAAUAUGCCAGCAGUUAAAAGAUAAAAUAGGACACUUGGACAACCAAUUGAGUGAAAAAUCUCAAAGGUUAAUGCUGUUAGAGGGAGAGGUUCAAAAGUCACACAUAGAAGUGGCUACAUUAAAGGCAAAAAAUGCAAGCUUAGACAGAGAAAUUACUGAAAAAGAAAAGCAAAUCAGCAACUUUAACACAAGGUGUAGCUACUUAGAAAAGAUUGGUAAAGAGAAUGCUGAUCUUGUCACAGAGCUGAAAAACUCGUUACAUAUAGUUAAAAAAGAAAAGAUAAGUUUAGAAGAAAGACUAGCUCUAAGUGAAUCACUAGCAAAUAGAAACAAUGAAGCUGCAAAUUCAACUUCAGAACAACUGCUGAAGGCUAACCAAAUCAUUUCGAAACAAAACAAUGAUAUCAUUGAAAUGAAAGAAAAGAUACUAUGUCGAACAGCUAUAGCAUUAGAACAAGAAAAAGUUAUAGAGAAAAACAACAAAGAAAUUGAGGAACUCAAGUCUGAAAUAAAUAUUACUAAACAGAAUAUUGUCAGCCUCAAAACAGAAUUGGAUAAGCUGAAAGAAAAGUAUGAAAUAAAUGAGGUGGCAUUGAAGGAUAAAGAGGAAAUGAUAAAGAAUAAUAAUAUGGUGAUCCAAUGGCUGCAUAAAAAAAUGGAAGACACUUGCGAGCCAAUCAGUACAGUAAGAAACAAAUCAUUCAAUGGAGCCGCCAAACACAGCUCGACGCCGCACAUUCAACCAAAUGAGAAUUCCGAUCUCGCCGAGGGCAUUUCAGAAGAAUCUAUCAAUUUCUAUGCUACAUCAAAAUUGUCUACAUUUGAAGGAAGUCCUUUAACAAAAACUCAAGAUAAUGGAAACAACAUCGGCCUAGAUCCGAAAUACUUAAGACCGGCUGAUGACAAAGCAAACAAGACUGCUAAAAAUUGCGGAUCACAGAAGUCCGUAAAAGGAAAAGAAAAUGACAAAUUCAGUUUACCUCAAGUGGACUACAGAGAAAAGAAAUCUUCGCGAAAAAAUACGUAUCGGACAACACCGGUAUCUGCAUAUUUUCCGUGAAAAAUUAAUCCCAAUGUGGUGUUUAAAAUCGGCGCAACCAUUCCCUUAGAAAAACGCGGUUCGCUAGCCUUAUCCGGCUCUCAGGACCUGCAGUUACGGCUCUAACUAGCCCAAAAGUAGCACUGACACCGCUCAUACCAACUUGUGGCUCUUUGAGAUCCCUAAAACUGGCGCUCCUCUUCAAAAGUUAUUGGACACCUGCCUUAAUUAGUGUCUGGGUUACCAACGAAAACUAGAAUGAGGUUGAAAGUCCACUGCGGUUCUUCUUUCCAGAACCAGAGAGAAUGGGUAACGGUCGUGGUUAUAGUCUUAUAUAAAAAAACAACACUUAUUGGUUUGUUUUUUGAGAUUUAAAUCAGUGUCAGUUUCCAUUACAUUCGCUUAAAGAACAGAGCGAAAAACACGGGUAAGUGCGGCCUCUGGACCUAUUUCACGGACACCUUUUCAAGUUGACAGAGAGUUUCAAGAGACAUUAUUUAAAGUAAGAAGGUUUUAGUGAAUAGCUAGAAUAGCAGUGAUAUCCGACUAUAAAUUAAUGAUGAUCUAUAAUCUAUGACAUAGUGACUAUAUUAUGGCCAUAUUUGUGAAAUGUAGCGAAGUCGAGUAGCCGAGAAACAAACAAAACAUGCAGCAUUUGCAAGGGCCUGACACUCUUUGAUAGAGAAAGAUAGUCUUAUUGCGAUUCCUAAGAGGAAAGAGAAAAUAGUCGUCACCGACCGGGUUUUUUUUUCAUGGUCGGGUUAUGGCAGGGUUAGGUAGGAGGCGAUAGCGAAAUGCCGAAAUUUAUAAGAGUGAAAGAGAAAAAGGAUUAUGCUGCCAUACAUUAACCUGUCAAUACAUGAAUAUGUCUUUCUCUUACCUCUGAGGGCCUACCGCGAAGCACGUUCGACGUA
Messenger RNA from Cydia strobilella, 2772 nucleotides. It is a transcript of the gene Sas-6, whose product is annotated as spindle assembly abnormal protein 6 homolog. Lineage: Eukaryota; Metazoa; Arthropoda; Insecta; Lepidoptera; Tortricidae. The transcript has 12 exons. Gene Ontology annotation, cellular component: centriole. The record is from RefSeq and is a predicted model, not a curated record. The coding region runs from base 89 to 1879 and encodes 596 amino acids. Gene Ontology annotation, biological process: centriole replication.